Haplochromis burtoni (Burton's mouthbrooder) is the source of this 13114-nucleotide messenger RNA. RefSeq names its product solute carrier family 4 member 3 (gene slc4a3). Gene Ontology annotation, cellular component: plasma membrane. NCBI's taxonomy places the organism in Eukaryota, Metazoa, Chordata, Actinopteri, Cichliformes, Cichlidae. The transcript has 18 exons. Gene Ontology annotation, molecular function: monoatomic anion transmembrane transporter activity; solute:inorganic anion antiporter activity. Gene Ontology annotation, biological process: regulation of intracellular pH; transmembrane transport; bicarbonate transport. The record is from RefSeq and is a predicted model, not a curated record. Bases 3833 to 6898 code for a protein of 1021 amino acids.
CUUUUAUUUAAAUAUCUUUAAAUUUCAAAUUCUUACAUUUAAAAGCACAGCAUUGCACAGAUUUAAAAUACUUUAGUCCCAGAUUUGUAGUAUAAUUGGACCUAACUAAUGCUUUUGAUGCAAAAAAAAAAAAAAAAAAAUAGGAAAAAGUCUACUACAAAACUGUAUUUUGUUUCAGCAGUGCUUCUUUUAACCUAGAGAGCCUGCAACAUUUAUUGACUCCACUUCUUCACUGAGGCCCAACAUUGAUGGGUUUUGCUGUUUUGGCUCCAUCAUGAACAUCCCACACAUCCGGUCUCAUGAAACCAGCCCACACAGCCCCACGUAUGCACUGUUAAAAAUAAGCCUUCCAAAGCAGAGGAUGGAGGAAGGAGGAAUAUAAUAUCGACUCAUAAUUUUUGCAAAUGUAGGCUGUUCCUGUAAUAAAGUCUUUGUAUUUAUUCAGUUAUAUGUCACUAUGCUUUACAUAUAUUGUAUCCUUAACAGCAGUUGGCUUCAUAUUGUAAUUUGUAGCACAGUUAUGGAGCUACACUUAUUUUUGCACUCCAUACUUCAUUUUGUUACGAUUAGUCUUAAUUGUGGGAGACUUUUUUUUUUACCACAUGUUGCACAAAGCAUCACUUUAGGAAGUGAAGGUCCAUGCUUAAAUGCUCAGAAUUAACAGAAAGAAAUUGUAAGUGAUAAUAAAAAAAUAAAUGCUAAAAGAGGAUUUUUUUUUUUUUAAAAGCAAAAGCUUGUAUGGCCACAGAAAUACUCUCUCUCCGAGCAUCAGGGGGCUUUAAUUAACAGAAGCCUGCAGUCGAUUCCCCUUCAACGCCGACCCUGCCCCUGGCUUUUCCUGCUUUCCCAGAGCAGAGCAAUCAUUGACUGUUUAGGGCCCCUCUAGAAACAGAAAAACAGGGCAUUGGAUUUGUAGGGAGUGAUGCUUAGAACAUGGAAUGGCCAUGUAUAUCAUUAGUGUCUGCUCCCCUGUUACACUUUGGUAAUUUGCCCUUCAAGUAGACAGACAGGUCUUAAUCCGUGAUGUGAUUGGGACAAGUUUGCAACAAGUCAUUUAUUAAACCACGUGUAGAUGGUGUAGAGUGAACACCUCAGCAGGUCAUUCAUAAAACACAGUUUUUUGGAUGCAGACACAGUCGGUUUAUUUCAACAAUGACAUGAGCAGCACAAAUAAACAGGUACUCUGAUAAGAGUAUGUAAUCUAAUAUAAAAAAGGACUGAAAAAGGACCAUGAAAAUCUGAUAGCUCAGGUAGAGUGUGGGAUUUAUCAAGACAAGAAUUGUUUUAUUAUAAAUAAGUCUGCCUUAUAACCCUGAAAUCUGGUUAACAGAUGUAGGGAUAUAUAGAAGAAGAAGAACAAAACUUUAUUUACUGUCAGAUCAAAUUGCAUACUAACAUCCUAAAAACUAAGUUAAUGCUGAUGUGCCACAUGCAUUAAUGAGGGCACGGCUUACAUUUUUCCUUGCAUGCUGUGAGAAACUGCAGGUAUUUAUUAAAGUCAAAAGAAAGAAUCAGACUCACAGGAACCUGUGAGGAACAACAAUUAUUCUAUCAUGUUUCAGUUGUAUUUUGAUAUUUCAAUAUGUCACUUAGAUACACAAAAUACACAAAAGUUAAUGUUUGAUGAUGGCGAGCUGUGUGUGUGCAGAUUGGUAAGUAAAGGCACACCGAGGUUUUUCUCUUUGUAUUAUGGACCGAACUCUGCAAAUAGACCAUAUGGCCUAUAUUAGACUACUGUGCUAAUUGUUACAUUGAUGGCAGAUGUAGUGUUACUUGAAAAUAAAAGUAUUAAGGGCCAAAAUUAUGAGGGGCUUCACUCUUUAAAAUUCAGGGUGAGGACUUGGUGAAGAGCUACGAGAGAGCCAGAGCUUUGGCACCAUGCUCACAGCUUUGAGCGAGCCACCCGCACCAAUUACACGCUCAUUCUGCUAACAACUCCCCCCUGGCAUUCCAAAUAAAUUAACACUCCUAGCAGCAGCUAUCACCGGCAUUCUAGGCUCAGUGGAGUUAGAGCUUAGAGUUGGAGGGGUUUUUUUGGUUGUUUUUUGGUGUUAAAUGGUGGCCUAACAGCAGUAAGAUGCACACUGUAAUCCUUAGUACCUGUGAUUAAUUAAAUAACUAAUUAAUUUAAUAGUACAAAAGUUUUGUGUUAGCAUAGACCAACAGAAAAUCUGGCCAAACACUAGUUGUGUUGACAGCUGUAAGGUAAUAAAAUCAACUUGAGGUAUUCUUGACAGUAUUCAACAGGAUUCAAAAAGAUACUUCUCAACCAAAAUGGGAAUAUGACCUCAGUAAUGUUAGUCUGCCUCUUUAAAUAUCAUUAUUUAAAGCUUAAAAUAUCACAAUCUGUGCUUCCGAUGUUUAAAAGCAAUGUGACACUCUUUGACGUUAAUAUUCAGGUUGGGACGUUUAUGGGCCAGCUGUUAAAUAUGGUGAUUAAUUAAAUAAUACUGGGACUUAAACUCCAAGAUGAGGUAGAGGAAAAAGGGGGCAUAAAAAAAGGAAGAGUAUAAUUGCAAAUGACAAGCCUGUGGUUGCUGGCAUUCGUCAGAUCAGUGUUUUUUGCAGCAGCACAUCAUACAAAGCUCGAAGUGCUGCUGUUGGUCUUGUGAGACAGCAAAAAAUGGAUUCUCUAAUGGAAAAACAAUGUAUGCUUGAUGGAAAUGUUACAGUGCGAAGUUCACCCACUAGACUCAGAUUAUUGUGCAAAGCAUCGUUUGGUUUUAAAGAGAAUUCGCAGUUUUGAUCAGACAGAUCCAAUCUAGCAAAAAACCCGUGCAUACACACAACACACUCAUGCAGGCAUUCGUAUAAAUGCAGAGUGAGUCACAAACCCAAUGGACAUGGUGAAUGUCCUGUUCAGCUCACAUUGGUGCACCUGGUUUGGCCAAUGAGACCAGGGCAUCUGGGGAGGAUGCAAUGGUUUCCAUGGAGAUGCAGGGACAGGAAAGGUGCAGCUUCCUCUAACAAUUAACGCCGUUAAACAGUAUAUCCUCAACGCGGAGUGCAGAAGCGGGUAUUCUGUUCUUCUCAUCAGAUAGGUUUAAUUUCAGCUGGUGUAUUGUUUGUUUCUCAGUAUGUAUUUCUGCAUCUCUCUUUGUGCUGUGUAUGUGUGCUUUUUCAGUUUAAUUCAGUUUAGGUGGAGAUCGCAACCUUUGGCCCUUCUAUACAUCACAUGGUUUGAAAGUGAUUGCGGUGCUAUGGAAACAAAAGGCAUCAACUCUUGAUCUCUGAUCCACUCUUUCAUGCCUUGCCAGCAACCCCAAUAAUCAAUAGCGUGUGGACAUUGUUAGAAAAGGGUGGUGCCUCCAUUCAGCUGACAGCUGAUGGUCUGUAAAAGUAGACCAUCCCUUAUCAAUAAGUGAUUUUGGAUUUGCAGCUAAAGUGGAUGCCAAAAUCUUUUAUUUAGCUCUCUGAUGGUGGAUCUAACAGAAGGUUGCUGCCUCGGGUGCUGCUCCAGCUUUGCAUUUGGACUUAAGGCAAAAAAGUGUAUUUUUGUGACACUGAGGAUCUGCACAUGUGACUAACUUAUAUUUUUGGAGUGAAAGGAAUAUUGAAUAUUUUGAUUGACAAUCACACCGAUUGUUUUUUUGUUCCACUUUGAUGCAUGCAACUUAUUCUUCAAAAGUUGCUACUGUGACCACCAGCUGUUUUUUUUCUCUCGAGAGUCGGUUAGCUUGGACUUGGGUGCUAUUGCACAACCAACGCAAAGAGGCAGUUGCAUCCAGACUCUUCAGGUCAGUAGACCAGUGAGAGCAACGGCAUUCAAGAGUUGGAUGAGCAGGGUGUCCCCUUGGAGAGAGGUGGAUAGGAGGAGGUACCGACCGUGGAGAUGACAGACAUUGAGGGACAGGAGAACCAAGGAACCAAGAAGCACCAUGGACCAGAACGACGUUGCAGUACCCAGAAAGGCUUUGGAACCUCAAAGCAACACCAAUUUGAACACCGCAGCUCAUUUUCAAUCGUGGAUGGAUUUGAGGAUUUUGAAGAGUUUGUCUUGGAUUUUGAUGAUUAUGACUUGCUUGAGUCAAUCCACAGCCAACUGGGGUCACCCCUCGAGCCUAUCCGUCACAGAUUUGAGGAUAACCCUGGGGUGCGUCGGCACCUGGUGAAGAAGUCGUCCCGAUGUCACAUGAGCCGGACCAGCAACAGUUCUACGCCGCUGUCCAGCCUGAAGAAGAAGAAGAGGGCUUCGGAAAAGAAAACUCACGAGUUGUUUGUGGAGCUGAACGAGCUGAUUGUGGAGAAGGACCAUGAAAUGCGAUGGAAGGAGCGCGCUCGCUGGAUCAAGUUCGAGGAGGAUGUGGACGAUGAGACGGACCGCUGGGGAAAACCUCAUGUGGCCUCGCUGUCCUUCCGCAGCUUGCUGGAGCUUCGCCGCACCAUCACACAUGGUGCCAUCCUAUUGGACCUCGAACAGACCUCUCUGCCCGGCAUCGCCCACCUGGUCGUGGAGACGAUGAUCAUUUCCGAUCAGAUCAGAGCCGAGGAUAGGCCCAACGUUCUUCGGGCCCUGCUUCUCAAACACAGCCAUCUAAGCGAUCACAAAAAUCGUUUUCAUCGCCACCACUCAUCCAGCAGUCUUCAUGGCAGCUACAACCACAACCACGUCCACGACACCAACCAGCCAUUGGUGUCCGAAGAGCACGAUGAGCACCACGAACACAAAGGACCCGUGUACGAUCCCAAACAAGACGUUUUUGUUAGCCUGUUUAAAUCUCUCCACCCUCUGCCGGAGACUCAUCCAGCCACAGCCAGAUCUAUGAAACUUCUCGCCAAGAUUCCCAAAGACGCUGAGGCGGUCAUUGUUUUAGUUGGUUGUGUUGAAUUUCUGGAGCAGCCGGCUAUGGCCUUUGUCAGGCUGAGCGAGGCAGUCCUUCUGGAGUCGGUGCUUGAGGUUCCCGUCCCUGUUCGAUUUAUUUUCGUCCUUCUCGGUCCCAGUCAGUCCAACGUGGACUAUCAUGAAAUUGGACGUUCUUUCUCCACUCUCAUGUCAGACAAGAACUUCCAUGAGGUUGCCUACUUUGCUGAUGACAGACAAGACCUCCUGAAUGGCAUCAAUGAAUUCCUGGACUACAGCAUCGUGAUUCCACCGUCAGACGUGGAGGGAAAAGACCUCCUGAAGACAGUGGCUGACUUCCAGAAACAGAUGCUGCGGAAGAGAAAGGAAAGAGAGCUCAAGAAGCACAGCUCCUUAAUUGGAGUAGAGGCAGAAAUCAAAGAGGUGAGUCCUGAGGAGGAGGAGGAGGGAGAACAGGAAGUGGAUCCAUUAAAGCGCUCAGGAAUGCUGUUUGGAGGUUUGAUCCACGACAUCCGCAGGCGUUACCCGCAAUAUGUGAGCGACUUAAAAGACGCCCUGGACAUGCAGUGCAUUGCUGCUGUCAUCUUCAUCUAUUUUGCCGCACUGUCACCCACUAUUACUUUUGGAGGCCUCCUGGGAGAGAAAACAGAGGGCAUGAUGGGAGUGACUGAACUCAUUGUUUCCACUGCAACUAUCGGAGUUAUAUUCUCACUGCUUGCUGGACAACCCCUUCUCAUCACUGGCUUCUCUGGACCCUUACUGGUGUUUGAAGAGGCCUUCUAUAAGUUUUGUCAGGUCUACAACUUUGAGUACCUGACUGGUCGAGUGUGGAUCGGCUUCUGGCUCAUCUUCAUCGUCCUGGUGAUUGUGGCAGCAGAGGGUAGCUUCCUUGUCCGCUACAUCUCACCUUUUACACAGGAGAUUUUCGCUUUCCUCAUCUCCCUCAUCUUCAUCUAUGAAACUUUCUCUAAGCUCAUCAAGGUUUUUAAGGAACAUCCACUGAUGGCUGUGUAUCCCACUGACGCCAGUGGGGCUCAAAAUUUUGAUGGUCCCAUAUACAACCAGCCUAACACUGCUCUUCUUUCUCUGGUGCUCAUGAUGGGCACUUUCUUUGUUGCAUUCUUUCUCAGGAAGUUUCGAAACAGCCGGUUUUUAGGUGGCAAGGCCAGAAGGAUUAUCGGUGACUUUGGCAUCCCGAUCUCAAUCUUAGUUUCAGUACUGGUGGAUUACGCCAUUACUGACACUUACACACAGAAACUCAAUGUGCCAUCAGGUUUUUCUGUCACGUCUCCUGAUAAGAGAGGUUGGUUUAUCAGCCCCUUUGGUGACAAGAAGCCCUUCCCCACUUGGAUGAUGGGGGCGUCUGUUGUUCCUGCCCUGCUUGUGUUCAUUCUUAUUUUCAUGGAAACUCAAAUUACUUCGUUGAUAGUCAGUAAGAAGGAGCGUCGGCUGGUUAAAGGCUCCGGCUUCCAUCUGGAUCUCCUGCUCAUUGUCAUCCUGGGUGCCCUCUGCCCCCUUUUUGGCUUGCCGUGGCUCACGGCAGCCACUGUGCGCUCUGUCACUCAUGUUAACGCGCUCACAGUGAUGAGCAAGGCCACGGCUCCUGGAGAAAAGCCCAUGAUCCAGGAGGUGAAAGAGCAGAGGCUCACCGGACUUCUUGUGGCUGUGCUUGUUGGUAUGUCCAUAGUGAUGACAGAUAUUCUCCGCCUCAUCCCUCUGGCUGUGCUCUUCGGGAUCUUCCUGUACAUGGGGGUCACCUCUCUGACGGGCAUCCAGCUGUACGAACGCAUAACGCUUAUGGUCACGCCUGCCAAGCACCACCCGGACCACAUCUACGUCACCAAGGUGAAGACAUGGCGCAUGAACAUGUUUACCAUCACCCAGCUGGCAUGCAUCGUGGCUCUGUGGGUAGUGAAGUCUACUGCGGCCUCCCUGGCGUUCCCCUUCGUCCUCAUCAUGACGGUGCCGCUGCGACGCCUCAUCCUCUCCAGGAUCUUCGAGGAGCGUGAGCUCCAGGCGCUGGAUUGUGAUGAAGAUUCGCCCAACUUUGAUGAAGAUGGACGAGAUGAGUACAAUGAGAUCCACAUGCUUGUAUAAAUUUAAGCUGGAACCAGCUAAAAGGAUCACCUACACCCUGCAGGUCUGACCGAUCGGAGGAAGCAAAUCUUGGAAACCUCAUUGUCUCUGGAUAGCAAGAGGAGCUUCUGCAAUGGUGUUUGUAAAAUAUACAGAAUCUAUAGCUGGAUAAGCACUUUUUACCUUUAUUUAAUCCAUUUUUUUAAAAGCACAUCUAAUGUUAGAUCUUUGUGGUGGUGUCGAUGUCUUAACCCUGACAGAAAUAGCUCUGAAUGCAUACCUGAAGUGGACUAUACCAAAUCUAGCAGCAUACAUAACUUAUAUGAACUCUUUUUACCUGAUGUCUCCCUUUAAUUAGUCUGCAGGUUCUGGGCAUAAGUGCAAUGAUAGCGGGGACCUUUAGGACUGCAGCAGGCUUUAUUACUUCAGGCUUAUUUUGGGACUGAUCUGUGAGAAAGGAAAGAUUUUCUUUAAUGAGGAGAGGAUUUCAAUCAAACUUAAUAAUGUUUUCAGAUGAACUUUCUCUAAAUGUAAAGCCUUCAAUUGGUUUUACUGCCUCUGUUGUUAAACUGCCUUUUUCCUUUGUAUUACUGCCUUUGUCUAUAGGUUGCAAUGGUGUGCAAACAAGGAGUUAAGUCAGUCCUUUUCCUUUCUGUACAGACUUGUAGGAAAAAAAGGUCACGUUUCUCUGCCAACCCAGCUCCCUGGCACAAGUCCUCAUCUCUAAAUGUAGUCUCCCGUGAAUCCAAAAUCCCCUAGAGACUGUGCCUCUUCAUGGGCUGCCACUGUACUUUUUUUAAGGUGAUUAAUGCCCUCCACUGAUCCCAUUAUUAUGACCUUGGAUGUAUAAGUAAAUAGCUAACAUGGUCUAAACCUAUUUUUCUACUUUGUUGUAUCUAUUUAUUUUGUGACCUUUUGGACUUAACGCUAUACCAUGUUCUUAGUGGUAUUUAGAUUUCGGAUAGCUUAAGCUACCGUUAGAGUUAGUGUAAAAUAUAAAGAACAUUGUGUAGAGUGACACGUUAAAAACAGAAAAAUGUGUCUUUAUUUGAAGUAUCUGUCAGUUUUUUGCUAAAUUUGGUAUAUUUUUUAAGAGAUGUCAUGAAUAAUGCACUUGGCUAACACAGACACGAUAGUACUGAAAAUGUUGGGGAGCAUUUAAACAUUUGCAGGAUGCAUGAAGGUUGCAUUGCACAGACUGACUGUGAGCUUGGGAUUGUAAUUUACCAUCUAUUUUUAGAGUUAUCCUAUAUUGCAACGGACACCUGCUGCUUCAAUAGGUACACCUGUUCAUCUCUUUGUUAUCGCAAAUCUAAUCAGUCAAUCGUACUGCAGCAACUGCAGUAAUGUAUGUAUGCAUAUAGACCGGUCAAGAUGACUUCUUGAAAUUUGUCCAAGCAUCACAUUUGGGAAGAAAGGUGUUUUUAAGUGACUUUAAAUGUGACAUGGUAGUCGGUGAUAGGCAGUCUGGUCCGAGUAUUUCCGAAACUGCUGAUUUGCUAGGAUUUUCCCACAAAACCAUCUCAAGGGUUUACACAGAAUGGUCUGAAAAAGACCAUUCUGUUCUCUUUCUGGGUGAAAAUGCAUAGCUGAUGCCAGAGGUCAGAGGAGAUUCUGCUUUGAGCUGAUAGGAAGGCAGCAGUAGCUAAAUUAACUGCUCAUUGCAGCCAAGUUAUGCAGAAGAACAUCUUUGAAUGAACAACAUAUUGAACCUUGAAUCGGAUGAGCUACAACAGCAGAAGACCAAAAACCUCAAAAUCCCUCCACCAGAUCUCAAAGGGGGGUCCAACCUGGUACUACCUAAGGUGUACCUAAUAAAGUGUAGUUUUGACACAUGCACAUUUUCAUAAGCCUUUCUUAUUUCAUGCUACACAGAAACACAUAACAGCUGCUGUACAUAAAACAACAAAAAGAUAAAACUAAUUUAUUAAUUAGUGUUGGAAAUUGGUGGGAUUUUACUAUAUUUGGCUCAAUGGUCUGUUUACGGUCAGCAAUUAAAAGCUUAGGAACUGAAAGAAGAAGCUUCACAUUUAGAUGUUUUGAGGAUAUUCACCGUCUGGUUCACCAAACAUUAGGAUUAUAAAGUUUAUUCUUAUUGAUUUUAAAUAGACGGGAGUUGUUGAAUGCAACAAAAAAAGUGAGCACAUUGGGUUCUGGUCUUUUUCCAUGUUUGCAUUCGGUGGCUCCCUUGCUUUCAUCACUGACACACUCGGGAAGCGUCAGCUGAGUCCUGGGGAUUCUAACUGGGUGGAUAUCUGCAGAAAGUCAGCAAUUGUCUGCUGUUUUUUCUUACAAUAUCUUGAUGGCACACUCUUUGAUCACAUUCAGUGAAAGUGGAAAAGAACAGCAGAGAUGAUUGAACCCAAACCCAAAUUCCUCACUCUGGGGGAUGCUUGGCAAAAAGGUUAAUUCAACAUGAAAGUCUGUUUCUUUGCAGUGUUACUACCAAAAUGUAUCUACUGCUAACAUUUAGUCUAUGAACCUUUUAAAAGAAAACCGUGCAUAGUAAGUUAGGAGAGAGAGAGACUGCUUGGCAGCUGAAGAGGUUUCUAUAAAUUACUGGCAAACAAGGCCAAAACCCCACUAUAAACAUACUUUAAAUGGUCAGCAAUGUACUGUUAUUCAUCUUAUUUCACAUAACCAUGCCCUAUAUUAUGAGCCAUGCAAAGAUUCAGUCUCAGGGGAAACUGACCUUUGAUCUGUAAAUAUUGCUCCCCAGCCUUUAGUUUGUUGCCUCUUUGUGUAAAUAAAGCGGUCAGGGCAAUCCGGCGCUUGCUAUGUAAAAAUCUAUGGCUUACAGUCCCGGCUUUUAUGUUGUACAAUGUAGGAAAAAGAGGUCAAGUGCGUAGAAUUAUGUGUUUACUCCAGUGAAGUGACAUAGAAGUUUAACGGUAAAUGAAUCUCUCUUUCCCCCCUAGAUUGUUCUCUGUAGGCCUGCACUUGAAGCUCCACUUUGAUGUGAAGCGUACACCUGCUGCAGUCUGUAUUUAAUUCUGCAGCUCCCCGAGUUAAUGAGUAACACAAUGUGCUUUGAAUUAGCACUCUGUAGCAGUUUCAUUUAAAAUGGGCUGCGUUAUUAAUGGACCUUUUCAACCAUGUGUUUAUGUUUCAGGAGUUUACAGAGACUGGAAUGGCAAACUGAGGGCAGAGACAGUGAGGUCUUUUCUUCAUUAUACCCACCCCUAUCCGUAGUCGUGACAUUAUUGAAUGUUUGCCUCUUACUGAGUGUGUUUUUAGGGGCAGGAACUUGAUUUAUGGAAGUUCACUAAUGACACAACUAUGAGUGGUCACCAUGUUAGAAAGCGCACUGCCAAAUAAUUUUGCAAAAAAAAUGAAAAAACUAUUUUUGUUGUUGAUGUUUUGGGGUUUUUUUUAACUCUUCAUUUUUUGUGACAUUUAUGUAUUUUUUGUAACCUAGAAUUAUUCUAAUAUUGUGCAAAUUUAAAAAGUGUAAACUCUAGAUUGCCCUGAGUAAGCAACCAUCCAUCAUAUUUUCUGCCUUACAGACAAUUUUUUCAGUUUGUAUUCAUCUCAUUUACAAGGACGACAGUUCAUUUGAAAUAACCUGGACUACCUUCCACUGUAGUUGUCACCCUGAAAGCUGUACUUGCUAGUUGUAGUCUGUGAGUCCAAAAGAAAUUUAGCAAGCAGCAUUUGGAUGGUAUUGUGGCAAAAACAAUGUGUAAUGACCAUUUUUAAACACCACGGCCAACCAAAGAAUUAUUGCUUCCUAUGUCCAUUUCUUUAUAACCCCAAUGUCCCAAUCUUCCGCUGGCUUCUUCCAGCAGGCUAACACACCAUGUCACAAAGCUCAAGUGAUCUUAAACUAGAGUUCAGCUAUCACUCUAAUUGAGCACCUUUGGGAUGCAGUGCAAUGGGAGAUGGUAGAUGUGCAGCCAACAAAUCUGCAGUAACUGUGCAAAGCUAUGCUAUCAUGUCAGUCUGAACCAAAAAUCUCAGAGGAAUGUUUCCACCACCUAAUUGAAUCUGUGCAAUGAAAGAUUAGGCCAGCUCUGAAGGCGAAAUUGGGUCCAACCUGUUAAUAGCAAGGUGUACCUAAUGAAGUGACCAUUUUCUAAAUAGUUUUAUUUAGAAAAUGAAAAGCAUUUAUAAAUCUUUUCAGGCAGACUAACAUUGUUUAAUAGUUUGUUGAAAGCUUACAUUUGUUCUAUGUCUAAUAGUUUUGUCAAUAUUUAACUUCCAUACCUAAAAAGCACACACUAAUGUUAGUUGUACACAGAGCACUAAGUGCAUUACUAUGAGAGACUAAGAGUAGAUGCUGUUCAGCCAGCUGUGAGUGGCUGAGAACAUGAGAAUCAAAAGGGGGGUAAAGAUUUUAUUUUUUAAAGUAAAAUGCCUUGUUGGUGCCAUUAAUAACUAAAUAUGCAGUGAAAGCUUUGAUAGUUCAUUUUUUAGCCAAAGUUGUUGUUUGUCAACAAUGCUGUGCUGAUUCGACCUGUGAUGAUGAAAGAGGCUCUGAGGUGUAUGCCCGAUACAAGUGGGUGUGUGUGACACGAGCUGCUGUGUCUGUGGAGCCCACAGCCUAAAAAGAACCAGCAAACUUACCAAAACAUCCUUUCAGUAUUUACACAAGAGAAAAAGUGGAAUUGUGGGUAUUAUUAAGAUAAGAAAAGGUGUGGCGCUGCCUCUUGGUCCUGUCUGGUGUUGGAUGUCAGAACACACGAGAUGUAAAGAAAAAUCGUUCUGGUCUUUCUGACCCUGAAAGAAAACUCUGUCAUGUCAACGUUCUCACGUCACCUCAUUUCGUCACCUUAUGCCUCAGUGGUAGCAGGCCAGGCCACCCACCCAAUUCUAAGACUUAGCUCUGUUAUUUUUGAACCAAGACUAAUCCACUGUCAUCAGCUUGAGUGAAGACAUCUGACAAGCUUGGGUCUUUAGCAUAUUGAAUAGUGUACUCGGUUUGACUAUAUAUAACUAUAAAUCAGAUACAUGUGAAACGAGAAUAACUGCUACAAGGAAAUGCAGUAAUACUGAUAUUUUCUUAAGAGCAACCACUUGAGUCGAGUCCCGUAUUGCAAGGAGUUGUCACAGUCGAGUUGCACUCAUCUGCACAGACCAACUCUUUCUGUGCUUACAAAAUACGCAAUGAUUAUUUGAAAACCUUUGCCAGUCUGAGAGUGAUUACAGUGAGUCCCAUUCCCACCACGAAUAAGUUGUCUCCACUUGGCAACCUGUGCAACUGCCUUCCAGUUGAAAGUGGUCGCCCAGAGGUUGAGGGCGUCACCCACUCAACCUCUGGGUGACCAGUUGGUCGACCCCAGUAGUUGCACUUGGUCUUUGACAGCAACAAAGUUCCAUGAAAUCACAUCAACCACCAGUUGUUUUUUUUUAAUCAUAAGGACUGUUUUUGCUCUAGUGUGACUGAUCCACGAAAGACAAAACGACUAUACGUUUCUCCCAGCACGGUGUAAGCUGCAUUUAGCAAGGUUUUAAUAAGAGCCAGACCAAAGAACUCUACAACACACAACAGCUAGCUAGUCUCAUGAUCAGCGGGGUCAGUAGUUAAUUGGGACUCCCUGUUAUGCACAAGGUGUGUUUUUGGUGGCAAGAUUACCUGCUGACAAUUAAUGGUCCCGUUUUAGAGACCCGCAUUAGCAAAUUUCGCUUAAAUUUGCUUAUUAGAGUUAGGCGCUACUUGGUAACUUUACCUGCAUGUUGGGGAACAAGGAGUUUGAAGUGGCACUUAUUUAAUUAACCGGGUGCAUCAGGUAACAAAUACCAAAAAACACCUUGUGCAUAAAUGAUGCUAGAGUCUUAUUAGACAUAAUAUCACCAAUUGGCACUCCUGGAUCUGAACAGUCUCUAGUUUACCCACCGAUUCUUGAGAAAAUUCCCCUUUGGCUUAAAACAUUCAACUUGCUUUCUGUUUUUUUGCUGGGCAACUGAUCCUCAGUCAGAUUAAGAACGCUAGCAUCCUUUGCAGAUUACAAGGAACCAUAAAAUUAUUCAAGUAUUGAAAUCCCCCCAAAACACCUAAUGGAUCUUUACAUUGUUUUACUGACACAGUUUUCUGCAUGAGCUCUGCACAACAGUCCUUUUAAGUAGUAAUUGGAUGAAAAAGUAAUUAAAUGCAGUAUGUUUGCAUCUGUAGAUGACACUUAGGUCAUGUGAAUACUUUAAUAGCAGGUCUGUCUUGCUAUGGCUACAAAGAGGUUUUCAAAAAACUGUAAAGCAUUAUUUUUUUGUCUGAAAUAAAUAUUUAUUAUGUGUUUCAAA